AUGACAUACGUGGAGCUGGGGAGCUGGGAAAUGCCGAAUGACGGUGGCCUGGAGAUGCACUGCCCCCUGUUGGUUAGUGGUCACCUGGUGUUAGUGGUUACCUGGUGUAAGCAAUCACCUGGUGUAAGUGGUCACCUGGUGUAUGUCCACCUGGUGUUAGUGGUCACCUGUGUGUGGUUACCUGGUGUAAGCAAUCACCUGGUACGUGGAAAGCCACUAUACUUGAGCAAUGACCGCUACUCGAUGCUGGUGGCACAUAUUAAGUGGGCAGAUUAUCCACUUAGUAUUAAGUGGGCAGAUUAUCCACUUAGUAUUAAGUGUGCAGAUUAUCCACUUAGUAUCAAGUGGACAGAUUAUCCACUUAGUAUCAAGUGGGCAGAUUAUCCACUUAGUAUCAAGUGGGCAGAUUAUCCACUUAGUAUUAAGUGGACAGAUUAUCCACUUAGUAUCAAGUGGGCAGAUUAUCCACUUAGUAUCAAGUGGGCAGAUUAUCCACUUAGUAUCAAGUGGGCAGAUUAUCCACUUAGUAUCAAGUGGGCAGAUUAUCCACUUAGUAUCAAGUGUGCAGAUUAUCCACUUAGUAUCAAGUGGGCAGAUUAUCCACUUAGUAUCAAGUGGGCAGAUUAUCCACUUAGUAUCAAGUGGGCAGAUUAUCCACUAAGUAUCAAGUGGGCAGAUUAUCCACUUAGUAUCAAGUGGGCAGAUUAUCUACUUAGUAUCAAGUGUGCAGAUUAUCCACUUAGUAUCAAGUCGGCAGAUUAUCUACUUAGUAUCAAGUGGACAGAUUAUCCACUUAGUAUCAAGUGGACAGACUUUCCACUUAGUAUCAAGUGUGCAGAUUAUGCACUUAGUAUCAAGUGGACAGAUUAUCUACUUAGUAUCAAGUGGACAGAUUUUCCACUUAGUAUCAAGUGUGCAGAUUAUGCACUUAGUAUCAAGUGGACAGAUUAUCCACUUAGUAUCAAUAUCAAGUGGGCAGAUUAUCCAAUUAGUAUCAAGUGGGCAGAUUAUCUACUUAGUAUCAAGUGGGCAGAUUAUCCACUUAGUAUCAAAAGGGGAGAUUAUCCACUUAGUAUCAAGAGGGCAGAUUAUCCACUUAGUAUCAAGUGGGCAUAUUAUCCACUUAGUAUCAAGUGGGCAGAUUAUCCACUUAGUAUCAAGUGGGCAGAUUAUCCACUUAGUAUCAAGUGGGCAGAUUAUCCACUUAGUAUCAAGUGGGCAGAUUAUCCACUUAGUAUCAAGAGGGCAGAUUAUCCACUUAGUAUCAAGUGGGCAUAUUAUCCACUUAGUAUCAAGUGGGCAGAUUAUCCACUUAGUAUCAAGUGGGCAUAUUAUCCACUUAGUAUUAAGUGGACAGAUUAUCCACUUAGUAUCAAGUGGGCAGAUUAUCCACUUAGUAUCAAGUGGGCAGAUUAUCCACUUAGUAUCAAGAGGGCAGAUUAUCCACUUAGUAUCAAGUGGACAGAUUAUCCACUUAGUAUCAAGUCGGCAUAUUAUCCACUUGGUAUCAAGUGGGCAGAUUAUCCACUUAGUAUCAAGUCGGCAUAUUAUGCACUUGGUAUCAAGUGGGCAGAUUAUCCACUUAGUAUCAAGUGGACAGAUUAUCCACUUAGUAUCAAGUGUGCAGAUUAUCCACUUAGUAUUAAGUGGACAGAUUAUCCACUUAGUAUCAAGUGGGCAGAUUAUCCACUUAGUAUCAAGUGGACAGAUUAUCCACUUAGUUAUAAUGCACCAUUUAUGUCAACAUGUAAAGAGUUGUAA
This is a messenger RNA of Dreissena polymorpha, 1761 nucleotides long. RefSeq lists its product as uncharacterized. The transcript is spliced from 5 exons. The coding region runs from base 1 to 1761 and encodes 586 amino acids. The record is from RefSeq and is a predicted model, not a curated record. Lineage: Eukaryota; Metazoa; Mollusca; Bivalvia; Myida; Dreissenidae.